UGCGAUCCCGAGUCAGUCAGAUCUAUUCGAUUCCAAUGAAUUGUUACAUGCGCCUUUUUAAUUGCAUCUUACCGCAACGCGCGAAUUUCAUGUGUUGGAACGAAUCUACUUCGAUCAAGUUGUUCAAUUGAUCCACUUAUAGCUUCCAUUGAUAAACGCUGGACUUGGUGAUAACAUAGUACUAAUUCAAUUUGUAGUUUGUCAAUAUGCCUGCUAUCAACAAAGCCGUUGUCGCUCGCGACACCCUCAACCACAUCGUUCGUCGUCAAAACUGGGCUCAACAAGAAGCUGGCGUUAUCGUCGUCUUUUGCAUCGUUUUCGUCGUCGCUGUUGGUUUGAUCGGUCUCUGGAUAUCCAAGGCUGUUGCUAAGCGAAGAGCUAACAAGGCCGCUCUCCCCUCGUAAGGGCUAUCAAACGAGAACAUGCGGGGAGGUCCGGGGGUCUAGGGGGAAAGGGAAGGGAAGGGGAGAGAGGGGUUGGUGCAAACGACGGAACGAGACAUCAGUAACGUGUUACCCAUUUCGAUUCGACAAUCCGUCCGUCCUUCCCGAAUAUGGCAUAUCGUAUUCGAGGGACUUGGGACCUGAAGUCGGUGGUCCAAGAAAGUUAGCCAUGUCUUGUUACAUGCUCAACAUACCACUUAAUGGACUCUUA
This is a messenger RNA of Daldinia vernicosa, 654 nucleotides long. RefSeq lists its product as uncharacterized. The transcript is spliced from 2 exons. NCBI's taxonomy places the organism in Eukaryota, Fungi, Ascomycota, Sordariomycetes, Xylariales, Hypoxylaceae. The record is from RefSeq and is a predicted model, not a curated record. Bases 207 to 404 code for a protein of 65 amino acids.